AUGAAGGAUCAUCUAGUCGAUGACGCAGAAGCUGAAAUGCUUCGUUUCAGGAGGUCCGCCUUUUCUGCGGUCACAAUUUCUACGGUUACUAUUCUCGGUUGCAUCAUCUUAAUUCCUUUGGCCUACCAAAAUGUGCAGAAGCUGCACAGUAGUCUUCUGAACGACGCACAUUUCUGCAAGAGUCGAAAUCGUGAUCUUUGGGGAGAAGUUGUGACUGUAUCACUCGGAAAAGGUCACUCCGAAACUGCCGAACGACUAAAGAGACAGGCAGGCGAACAGCCAACUGGCCGCUGGCUGUUUGGUCACUUCAUUACGACUAAUUCGAACCGUGAACGACGACAAGGAAAAUACCAAGAAAACGGUGCUGGUGCUCCAGUACCUGAGGCUGGCAGCAGUUAUCAAGCACCAACAGGAGCUGGAAAUGCCGGAGAAGAUUGCUGCGGUUGCCAAACAGGCCCACCAGGACCUCCCGGAGAUGCAGGAGCGGACGGCGAUGACGGCAAGGACGGCAACCCAGGAACCGAUGGCGCACCAGGGCAGGAUGCAUCGGACAGCUAUGCUGAAGGACAAGCUGCUCCUUGCGUUCGGGAGUGUCCAACUGGGCCCCCUGGAGCUCCAGGAUCACCCGGAGAGAAAGGACCUCGUGGUUAUCCAGGGGAGACCGGAGAGCCAGGAACACCAGGAAAACCUGGAGAGAAAGGACCUGCAGGAAAACCCGGCCCACCUGGACCACCUGGAUAUCCCGGACGACCUGGAGAGAAGGGAGAGAACGGGAAAAGCAUUCCUGGAGAGGCACCAGCUGGACCACCUGGAAGACCAGGAGAAACAGGUCUACCUGGACCACCUGGACCUCCUGGAGCAAAAGGAAAAACUGGAGAGCCCGGCCCACCAGGUCCACAAGGAGAUCAAGGAAAUCCUGGAUCAUACGGUAAGCCCGGUGCUCCUGGACCACCUGGACCUGAUGGAAACCCCGGCGAAAAAGGAAGCUGCGAACACUGUCCCCCACCUAGGACUCCUCCUGGAUACUAA
Necator americanus (New World hookworm) is the source of this 1029-nucleotide messenger RNA. RefSeq lists its product as uncharacterized. The coding region runs from base 1 to 1029 and encodes 342 amino acids. Lineage: Eukaryota; Metazoa; Nematoda; Chromadorea; Rhabditida; Ancylostomatidae. Gene Ontology annotation, molecular function: structural constituent of cuticle. The record is from RefSeq and is a predicted model, not a curated record. The transcript has 8 exons.